Messenger RNA from Drosophila busckii, 5269 nucleotides. RefSeq names its product ral GTPase-activating protein subunit beta. Gene Ontology annotation, molecular function: GTPase activator activity. Lineage: Eukaryota; Metazoa; Arthropoda; Insecta; Diptera; Drosophilidae. The record is from RefSeq and is a predicted model, not a curated record. Gene Ontology annotation, biological process: regulation of small GTPase mediated signal transduction; activation of GTPase activity.
CUUUAUGGCUGUAAUUAAGCACAAAACUAUAAAUUAAACAAAUAUAAACAAUUGCUUAGCAGCUUAAGGUGCUUAAAAGCUUACAUGGCGUGCUUUUAAUACUGUGUAUAGGUUUUUGCGUUGGCGAAAGUUAAAACUAGAGCAACAAAUUGACAACUCACAGCAAUUAUGUAUUCCGAGUGGGCAUCGUUGUCGCAGCAAAUAAGCGCAAAUAGCUGUGGUGCACAGUGUUUUAGUGUUCUAAACAAAUUUCCAGCCUCUGCGGGACGUGAAGUUGUGUUUUCUGUGGUUAAGCAGCUGGCCACAAAUUUGGGUAUAACCAGCGGUCAUGCCGAGCCCAGCCAUCUGGUUAAGGAUGAGGAGGUCAAAUGGUGCAUGGAUGUUAUAUGUUUUGGACUUUCACUGCCGCUGCAGGAGCAUGAAACCAUCAAGGACUGCGUGAAUGUUUACUGCGAGUGGCUGACCGCCUUGUAUCCACAGCCACGCAUAAGCGUGCCAAGACCAAUAUGUGAAGAUGCGAAUCUCUAUGCACGACAGAUUAUAAAUCAUUUUCAUAAUCUGUUUGUGCCACGCCAGGGUGAAAGUUUGGACACAAUCAAGCGACAGGCGGUUUUGUGUCAUCGUGUGCUACGCACGCUGCAGCAGACCGCACAAUGCUCACAACAAAUGGAUCGAGAGACUUGGGAUACGUUGUUGCUUUUCCUGCUGGCCAUAAAUGAAAUAUUGCUAGCACCGCCCACAGUUAAGGAUGAUGUUGGCGAUCAACUUUGCGAGCGUGUGCUCUCAGUGCUCUUUGAGGUCUGGCUGCUGGCCUGUGUGCGUUGCUUUCCGUCUCCCUCUUUGUGGAAAACGCUGCAAGAGUCUUGUGCGCUGUGGCGUCAUCGCAUAGCGCUGGUGGAUCAAUGGAAUAGAGUAAACUUGGCGUUGACCGCACGCCUGCUGGAGUUUAGUUAUGGUCCAGACUUUCCACAGAUUAAAAAUGCUGAAGAGGAUGCUCAGCUCAUUCCCGCAGGCAUGGACAAUGACUGCGUGGCACAGACCUGGUAUCGCUUUCUGCGCAUGAUUGGCAAUCCCACGGCGCUUUGCUCGCCGCAUGUUAUCAGCAAAUCGCCGCAUUUCGUGCAGUGGGCUUUGACACAUGAGAAAGGCGCCGAGACGCAUCAGCACCCGUGCCUGCAAAUGCUGCCGCAAAUCUUUCUCAAUGCAAUGAAGGGUAUAUCCAGCCAGGUGGAUGCCUUUUUAGGCAUUUACCAAGCAGCGCCAACACAGCCGGAGCAUGUAGUUACCAAUCUGCUAGAGAUACGACACUCGCUAAACGAGGCCACCUCGACAACUUUGCAACAAUUUAUACACUCGAGCAGCGCUUCAAGCAUAAGCACACAGCAGACAAUGCCAGCUCAAGCGACUGCUCAGCACCAGCAGCAGCAGCAGCAGCAACUACAACAUCAGCAUCACCAUCAUCACUAUCCACAUUUGCAUUUACAUGGCGCUGGCAGUUUUCUACGCGAACAUUUCGUCAGCAACUCGGCGAGCUCUGCCUUGAAUGCUAUAAUGGGGCAUCAUCAUCAGUCACAGCACACACAAUCACAGCUACAGCCGCUAAGUCAAUUGCCUGUGGGCAGCAUUAGCGCUGGUGGCAGUCUCUCGGCUGGCGUUGGUGGCAGCAUCUCCUUUAGUCCAGCGGACACAACUGAUGGCAACAUGGUGACGCCAACGCCACCGCUGCAGCGUCGUUUGGCCAAGAGCUUUAGCGUGGCGCCCACAUUAACACAGCAGAAGGGCUUUAGCAAAACCGCAUUUAUCAGUCUAACACGCGGCGCACCGAAUCCCGCACCUACCACGCCCACUUCUGGGCCGUCUUCAGCUAGCAGCAUCAAUUCUCUGCCCUCUAUUGGCGCCGAGCUGCGACCCACUCUGGCAGCAGCACGUCCGAAGUGCAACAGCAUCUUGCAUUUAUUUGGUGAAUGGCUGUUUGAGGCCGCGCACAUAGGCGGCGAUACCUGGCUGCAGAAUCGUAAGAAGCAAGCUUGCGAGGCUAGCAAACGUCCCUCAUCGAUGAUCAUGGAGAAUCGCAAGGGUUCCAUAUCACUUUCGCAGCCCAACUCACUCAAUGAUCCCUCUACGCUGCCGCCCACUCUGACCAUAGAUAAAUACGAAUCUGGACGCGCUGAGGCUAUUGGCACGCUUUGCAAAAUAUUCUGCGCCAAGAAAACAGGCGAGGAGAUUCUGCCUGUCUACCUGGCUCGCUUCUAUAUGGCGCUACAGCAGUGUCUGAAGAUAACCGAGUCCAAGGAGUGCGACGAGACUUUGGCAAGCAUUUUGCUGCAUUCUUCGGAUCUAUUUCGCUUAGACUUGGAUGGCAUUAAUGUGCUUUUGCCGGGCUUUAUAGCGGCGUUGGAAAUUGUCUUGCCCGACAAGGACUUGAAGCUAAAAACACUAGCAAUGACUUUUAAUCGCGCUGAGCUGCGACGCUCCGCAAUUAAUAUAUUGUUAUCCAUUAUGGUGCUGCCUUUGCAUUAUCAAAAUCUUCCCAUACGCACUUUAAACAAUGAACACGGCGAUAAAGCGUCCACAUUUAUACAACUGAAGUCACGCUUGAUGAACAUUUUAAUGAAUGCGCUGCAGGUGGAAACGGAUGCGCAAAAUACGCACAUGCUGCUUGGUGGCUUAUUGCUCUGCGUGCAGGACUCGGUUAGCAUUGAAGAGAGCGAGCUAGGCGGGGAGCACAUGCAGAGCGCGGGCUCUCAUCAUGCCGAAGAGAAUGUGCUAAGCUCCGCUUGUUCAGAGCGUUCCGCUUCAGUGAUUAGCGGCAGCAUCAGCUGCGGCGGUCAUGCAGCUGCCAGCAGCUUGCGUGACACCGCCUCAACACACGAUUAUCCCAGUUUAACCAUAUCCGAUGAUUUAUCUGUUGAGUUUGCACACGAAUUAGAUGGCUUGGCUACCUAUGAUAACGCCCAUGCUCUGUUUGUGCGCGCCACCUAUUUGGUCUGUCAUCGUCUAAUUUCAUCAUGGAAGACCGACUUGAAUGUAUCCUUGGCUGCCUUGGAGCUUCUAUCCGGUCUGGCGCGUCUGCAUAUACGGGAAACAGCCAGGAAUUUUACAAAUGACGCUUUAGAGUGCAAGCGCGCAGUGAAAUGGAUUUGCGACUAUAUAUGCCACCAAUGCUCGCGUCCGCCGCCAGCACACAGCAAGGAUCUGCAUAGCACCAUAGUGGCAGCCUUCCAAUGCACAGCCACUUGGCUAAUGCAGCAUCCGUAUCUCAUGCAGGACAAAGAUUGCCUGCAAACAGUGCUCGAGGUGGUCGAGCUGGGCAUCUCCGGCAGCAAGAGCCAAUGUAAAAAUGGCAAUAUGCCCAAAUAUAAAGAUGAAAAGGAACUUAAGCCCGCCUCAAUGCGUGUGCGCGAUGCGGCAGAGAAUCUGCUGACCAUCUUGCUCGAGCAGGUGGGCUACUUCCCCAGCGAAUGCGGACCGGAGUCGAUAUCCUCGCUGCUUGAUGAGCUGGCGCUAAUGAAGCAUUGCAAUUCAUUGCCAGCCAUAGGCACAGCCGAGCAGGCUAUAUCCAAGUUUAAGUAUUUUGUCACAGAGAACUCAACUAUAUUGGCUUUGCUGGAGGAGCCGCUGGGCAACGAUCAGGACCCGCAGCCCACUGUAACUUUGCUUAUACGUGGUCCGUUUGGACGACAUGCCUGGACCAUGCAGCUGCGACAUUUGCCGCGCAGCAAAUCGGGCAUUAAAUAUCAUGCUGUCAAUCCUGGCCGUCCCAUACCUAUGAACGACAUGACACAACGUCCCGAAACCGAACAGAAACACUUCCCCGAGGGUGUGGAUAAGGUGCAGCCUUGCAUGGCAGACUAUUCCAUACCCACUAUUGAGCAAAUACGCGAGCAAUAUGGCAGCAGCACAAUCAGCCAGCUGGAGGCCAUGCUGGAGACACAAAGCAUACACGAGAAGCUCGCCUGGGCCGAGGCGGACAAUAGCUUGGAUAGUCUGACGCAUGCACAGGAGUGCACGCCACCGCGAGUCUGCCACGAGUUUCAUGCGGCGCGUCUAUUUCUCAGCCACUUUGGCUUUCUAAACUUUGAAAUACGCCAGCCACAGAAUCCGGACGAAGUGCUGGGCACACCACCACAGCGUCCGCUUAUAGUGCUGGAUACAAAGUCAACUGCCUUUGCUGCAGACUUGGACAAGCUGGACAAACUUAGCGCACGCACGCAUGAUACGGUUUAUGUCUUCUAUGUAAAGGCGGGUCAAAGCAGCGCACAGCAAAUUAUUGCCAACAUGACGGAGGAUCAAGCGUAUGAUGCACACUUUGGUCAUAUGCUGCAAACGCUGGGCUGGCCAGUGCAAGUAGCUGAGCACUCGGGCUGGACAGGAUUUGUGCACAACUCCUGGUCGCUCAAGGGCCAGUCGACUGAGUCUGCAGCAGAGCGUCAGCGUGGCGAAUUGAACUAUAAUGGCGCCCAAAGCGUGCUCUACUGGGCGGAUGUCUCUUCGGAAAUUGCAUUCGUUGUGCCCACGUCAUGGAACCUGCGCUUCAACAGCGAGGCUGAUAAUGUUAGCAUAUCCAGCAAUUAUAGCGAUCAAAGCGCCACUAGUAAUGUUUGGGCACGCGGCGAGGAUACGCUCAAGUCGAAGCCGCGUAAUCUGAGCUUGGAGCUGGACAGCAACAAGAGUAAGGAACCAGUGCCGCCCACGCGUCGCAAGGGGAAUGUAACCAAGCCCACGCUAUUGGCGCAAGCUUCGGCAAAGGUAUUCUUAGUCUGGCUGGAGAGCUUUGAGGAUUAUUUAAACUUCCCAUUAGAGGAUCUGCUGGCCUAUGCACGCACUGGCGAGGAGCUGCAAUUAACGCAACUGCCACGCGCUGCCGAUUGUCAUGUGAUCUUUGUGCAUGCGCUGCAAACGGGUUUGCUGCGUGUUAAGCUGCUGGGUCCGCCGGGACGCAUGAGCUUUGCCACGCCGCUGGUGGAUGGCAUGGUGCUCAGUCGACGUGUUGUUGGAAAUUUGGUGCGUCAAACCGCGAUUAACAUAUCCCGACGCAGGCGCUUGGAUAAUGAUAACUAUCAGCCACCGCAUGUGCGUCGGCGUCUCAAGGUGCAGGACAUAGUCCAGAAGUACAAGAUGGACCUAAGCGAGGCUGAGCUCUUGGCUCAUUUAUUCCAGGCACAAAAAUAAACAAUAAUCAUCAGCAAUUUCUACUCGAAGUAUAAGUUUUUAGUAUUUUGUCUAAACAAUUAUUUAUUUAACACACACUAAAACUUGUAAAGUUUAA